GUCUAUAAAUUAGAAGCAGUCUUACGACAUUUCAAAGUAGACAAUUAACUCUAAACGAAUGAUUCACAUAAUGGUUGAACUUCGCCCAAGACUGACAACUUUACGCACAAUUUACACACACAAGCCAAAUUUUGCCCAUAGAAAAUCAAGACAACGCAGAGGAUAUUCAUAAACUAACUAAAAGCGUCCAGGUGAACUUAUACUAUAGCCUUGAUUGGUGUAUUGAAAAUAGUGGAGAGCCAUCGCACCGAUACAGAUGCGCACCCCCAGAGCGAAUCGCUGGUACAGAUUGUGGCAGGAAGACGCACCACGGGAAGGAGUGGGGGUGUCAUUGUGCGACUUGGCCCGGAGGCACCCCGCGGCUUUCAGACCCGGAGUAGCGAUGGCGCGACCAUUAACUUCUUUACAGACACGAACAAUAAGUCGCAGCCCUUUGAUUCCGCCCCACACACACCCACCCCCUACCCUGAAACAAACACUCUCCAAGGUUUCACUCAAGCCACAGUCCAGAGAGUGACGUAUUUGAUGGGGUGGGUGGUUGAUGUGACACGGGAGUUAUGGCAUAGCAUGUAUUAUCAUCGUUUUUGUUUCGAUUUCUAAACCACCACCCCAAUACUCCCGGCAGAUUGUGUUCCUUCUCUAUCCAACCUAUCCACCUUCAAACACACUGACCCGGGAGAUUGAACCAGGAGAGCGGUGCUCUCUCGUUCUCCCCAUCUCGCCCUAUUACACAGCCAGGGAGAGGGGACCUUGGAGGCAACGGGAGCCUCGGAAAGGCUUAAAAGACACCAAACUCCAGAUAAUGGCAUUGUCCUGUGCCAUGGACUUGGGAGGGAAUUGUCAUGCUAAACGUUGACACUUAGGGAGAAAGUGGGAUGGGGUAAGAGGUACAGUGAGGGGAGGGAGGAUGCUCAGGGAUGAGCCACAAGUCAAAGCUGUAAAGAUGGUUAAUGGUACUGUACACGGCAACACUCAGAGAGACAACUCAGACAUAUCGAGUCUGUCUAGCACCAGGUCCAAAUAAGCUCCCUGUGCUACAGUGUAUUCUAAAUGCAUUAUCAGCCACGAGGAGGUGUGAGGGAGAGUCACACGUAUCUGUGUGUGUAAACAAUGUAGUUCAGACACACAGUCACCACUCACCAAUGACCCACCCAGGGUGACUGAGGGACAUAGGAGCAUAGUGGUGCAGCCUGGUUUCCACCAUUUAAACCAAUAUGCUUUAAGGUCAUUGCCAUAAUGAAUAUUGAAUAUUGAAUAUUUGUUAUUAUCGCCUUCAUCCCCUUCUGACUCCAUCAGAGAUGUUAUACAUUUUUGUCAGUUAGCAGACAGUCUUAUUUAGAGCAACUAGGGUUAAAUGCCUUGCUCAAGGACACAUUGAUAGAUUUUUCACCUUGGGGAAUCAAACCAACGACCUUUCAGUUACUGGCCAAAUGUUAACCGCUAGCCUACCUGCCACCCCAUACAGAUUGGCUUGCCCAGAAACACUUGUUUAUUUGUCCUGAGUGUCUGAGAGGUCACUGUGCACCAGGCCAUCACAGGGUGUAUAGGUACUGUAUAUACACAUAACUUCUUAUUCAGACCAGGAGUUUUUCCUGACCAGGAAUAACCCUUAGUUAUAGCCUAUAUACAACAACUAGGCCUUGGAGUUUUCCUGAGCCUUCUCCCUAUAGCACCCAUAGUAAACCCCCAGUUUUACUCCACAGUCUCCCCACCUCCCCCCUGCCGCCUACCUUCCCCCACAAACAAGACUGAUGGCUUUUUGAUUUUCUCCCUAACGGCCCUGCCUUUGACACCCACCACCAUCCCUCCACCCAUCGCAAACUUUCAGCAGUUGACCAAUAGCUGCCUCCCUACCACCGUCCACGAGGACAAUGGGCUUUAACGGUCCUCCUCGGAAGGCAGCUCAAUGGGGACAGUUACAAGAGCCCUCCAUCCACUCCCCUCCCCACACACAACCGCUUGCACACACACACACACACACACACACACACACACACACACACACACACACACACACACACACACACACACACACACACACACACACACACACACACACACACACACACACACACACACACACACGUUGAGGGGCAGACGGUUGAAGAGCAAAGAUGACCACAGUCAUUCUUGUCCACCAAAGAGAAUUGAGGAGUGUCAUAGAAAGUGUGAUAAAAAAAUGGUGAUGAAAGAUGAGAACUAGGGAAAGUGCUUUUUAUUGGACGUGGUGUGUGAUGUUAUACAGUACAUAAAUAGUCUGACAAAGAUGGAUGACCGAUUCAUCCCGCCAUGGGGACGCUCAGUUGUCUGAUCCCCAGCUCCCUACCCCAGCCCCUCCUUCUCCAGCCAUCCUCCUCUUCAUACUAUUUACAAGCCUUUAUUCAAUCCCACACAGCUUCAUUUGGCCUUUUUUUUUUGUGCGGAGUCCAUUUCAGUCCUUUAAAGAGCAACAUACUUGAGAGAUAUAGUAGUAUUGUAGAUUACUUUAUCACUGACCUCCACCCAGAAUCUCUCAGAGCGUUUGCACUCACUGACACCCGUAUCGGAUCACAGCAAAAUCAGUUGAACUUGAAAAGAGCAAUACUCAAACAGGAGGCGGCGAAGCAAAAGAAACUGCACAAUAUUAAGACACGCUAUAAAUGGAAGGAAAGUAGUGUGGAAACCUACCAAAAAACGAUGAGGCAACAACAAACUCAGUCCCUUUUAGACAACAUCCUGGACAGAACAUUUCACUGUAAUUAGUGAAGGUGUAAAUUUGGCAGUAGAAAGCCUAAACAGUGUAUUUGAACUCUCAGCUUCCCUGUCAAAUCAAAACAUUUCACUGUAAUUAGUGAAGGUGUAAACUUGGCAGUAGAAAGCCUAAACAGUGUAUUUGAACUCUCAGCUUCCCUGUCAAAUGAAAACAUUUCACUGUAAUUAGUGAAGGUGUAAAUUUGGCAGUAGAAAACCUAAACAGUGUAUUUGAACUCUCAGCUUCCCUGUCAAAUCAAAAGAUUUCAAGCAGACAAACCUAAGAAAAUUAAAAACAAUGACAAAUGGUUUGAUGAAGAAUGCAAAAAAUCUAAGAAAAGAAAUUGAGAAACCUGUCCAACCGAAAACAUAGAGAUCUACGCCUUCACUAUGGUGAAUCACUCGAACAAUACAGAAAUACAGAAAAAUAAGGAACCGCACGUCAGAAAUCAGCUCAAUGUCAUUGUAGAAUAUAAUCUAACCACUUCUGGGAAAUUUGGAACACACUAAACAAACACCACAAAGGGUCAUCGCCAGGCUCCCUACAGACGGCUCGUCAGGCUCUCAUGCCUCAGCCGGAUCACCAGGCUCCCCUGCUUCCUCCGGCUCGUCAGGCUCUCAUGCCUCAGCCGGAUCACCAGGCUCCCCUGCUUCCUCUGGCUCGUCAGGCUCUCAUGCCGCAGCCGGAUCACCAGACUCCCCUGCUUCCUCUGGCUCGUCAGGCUCUCAUGCCGCAGCCGGAUCACCAGACUCCCCUGCUUCCUCUGGCUCGUCAGGCUCUCAUGCCGCAGCCGGAUCACCAGACUCCCCUGCUUCCUCUGGCUCGUCAGGCUCUCAUGCCGCAGCCGGAUCACCAGACUCCCCUGCUUCCUCUGGCUCGUCAGGCUCUCAUGCCGCAGCCGGAUCACCAGACUCCCCUGCUUCCUCCGGCUCGUCAGGCUCUCAUGCCGCAGCCGGAUCACCAGACUCCCCUGCUUCCUCUGGCUCGUCAGGCUCUCAUGCCGCAGCCGGAUCACCAGACUCCCCUGCUUCCUCCGGCUCGUCAGGCUCUCAUGCCGCAGCCGGAUCACCAGACUCCCCUGCUUCCUCCGGCUCGUCAGGCUCUCAUGCCUCAGCCGGAUCACCAGACUCCCCUGCCUCCUCCGGCUCGUCAGGCUCUCAUGCCUCAGCCGGAUCACCAGACUCCCCUGCUUCCUCCGGCUCGUCAGGCUCUCAUGCCGCAGCCGGAUCACCAGACUCCCCUGCUUCCUCUGGCUCGUCAGGCUCUCAUGCCGCAGCCGGAUCACCAGACUCCCCUGCCUCAGCCGGUCUGUCAGGUUCCCGUGCCGCAGCCGGAUCACCAGACUCCCCUGCUUCCUCUGGCUCGUCAGGCUCUCAUGCCGCAGCCGGAUCACCAGACUCCCCUGCUUCCUCUGGCUCGUCAGACUCCCCUGCCUCAGCCGGAUCACCAGACUCCCCUGCUUCCUCCGGCUCGUCAGACUCCCCUGCUUCCUCCGGCUCGUCAGACUCCCCUGCUUCCUCCGGCUCGUCAGACUCCCCUGCUUCCUCCGGCUCGUCAGACUCCCCUGCUUCCUCCGGCUCGUCAGACUCCCCUGCUUCCUCCGGCUCGUCAGACUCCCCUGCUUCCUCCGGCUCGUCAGACUCCCCUGCUUCCUCCGGCUCGUCAGACUCCCCUGCUUCCUCCGGCUCGUCAGACUCCCUGCUUCCUCCGGCUCGUCAGACUCCCCUGCUUCCUCCGGCUCGUCAGACUCCCCUGCUUCCUCCGGCUCGUCAGACUCCCCUGCUUCCUCCGGCUCGUCAGACUCCCCUGCUUCCUCCGGCUCGUCAGACUCCCUGCUUCCUCCGGCUCGUCAGACUCCCCUGCUUCCUCCGGCUCGUCAGACUCCCCUGCUUCCUCCGGCUCGUCAGACUCCCCUGCUUCCUCCGGCUCGUCAGACUCCCCUGCUUCCUCCGGCUCGUCAGACUCCCCUGCUUCCUCCGGCUCGUCAGACUCCCCUGCUUCCUCCGGCUCGUCAGACUCCCCUGCUUCCUCCGGCUCGUCAGACUCCCCUGCUUCCUCCGGCUCGUCAGACUCCCCUGCUUCCUCCGGCUCGUCAGACUCCCCUGCUUCCUCCGGCUCGUCAGACUCCCCUGCUUCCUCCGGCUCGUCAGACUCCCCUGCUUCCUCCGGCUCGUCAGACUCCCCUGCCUCAGCCGGAUCACCAGACUCCCCUGCCUCAGCCGGAUCACCAGACUCCCCUGCCUCAGCCGGAUCACCAGACUCCCCUGCCUCAGCCGGAUCACCAGACUCCCCUGCCUCAGCCGGAUCACCAGACUCCCCUGCCUCAGCCGGAUCACCAGACUCCCCUGCCUCAGCCGGAUCACCAGACUCCCCUGCCUCAGCCGGAUCACCAGACUCCCCUGCCUCAGCCGGAUCACCAGACUCCCCUGCCUCAGCCGGUCUGUCAGGUUCCCGUGCACCAGUCGGCGUCAGGUUCCCGCACAUCAGCCGGACUGACACGAGUCUCAGCAGGGGUGACACGAGUCUCAGCAGGGGUGACACGAGUCUCAGCAGGGGUGACACGAGUCUCAGCAGGGGUGACACGAGUCUCAGCAGGGGUGACACGAGUCUCAGCAGGGGUGACACGAGUCUCAGCAGGGGUGACACGAGUCUCAGCAGGGGUGACACGAGUCUCAGCAGGGGUGACACGAGUCUCAGCAGGGGUGACACGAGUCUCAGCAGGGGUGACCGGUCCGCUCCUGAUCCCCGGGAUCGUCAUUUUGGUUGGCGUCCUGCGGCAGGAGCAAACUGUCACGUGUGCUCCCUCUCUGGCCUCUGGGUCACCAGGCUGCUCAUUAUGGUGCACACCUGUUACCAGCACUACGCUCACCUGGACUCUAUCACUUCCCUGAUUACCUUCCCUAUAUAAACUCAGCAAAAAAACAACGUCCUCUCACUGUCAACUUUGUUUAUUUUCAGCAAACCUAGAGACAUAAACUGAACAAGUUCCACAGACAUGUGACUAACAGAAUUUGAAUAAUGUGUCCCUGAACUAAGGGGGGUCAAAAUAAAAAGUAACAGUCAAUGCAGCUGGUGGCCACACCAGAUACUAAGUACUGCAGUGCAUCUCCUCCUCAUGGACUGCACCAGAUUUGCCAGUUCUUGCUGUGAGAUGUUACCCCACUCUUCCACCAAGGCACCUGCAUGUUCCCGGACAUUUUUGGGGGAAUGGCCCUAGCCCUCACCCUCUGAUCCAACAGGUCCCAGAUGUGCUCAAUGGGAUUGAGAUCCGGGCUCUUCGCUGGCCAUGGAAGAACACUGACACACCGCCCCAGACCAUGACGGACCCUCCACCUCCAAAUGGAUCCUGCUCCAGAGUACAGGCCUCGAUGUAACACUCAUUCCUUCGACGAUAAAUGCGAAUUGGACCAUCACCCCUGGUGAGACAAAACCGUGACUCGGCAGUGAAGAGCACUUUUUUUCCAGUCCCGUCUGGUCUAGUGGGUUUGUGCCUAAAGGCAUUAUAACAUUAUAAAAUCCAAAUUGUAGUUAAAAUAAAACAAAAAUGUCUUUCCUAAGGGCAGUGGGGUGAGACAUAUAUCAACGAAUUGGUGACUAGAACAGUCUGCAGCUCUCAGACUCACCCUGCAAAAUGUCAAAUGUCUGUUUGCUGAUGAACUAGUGGUUCUGUCUCCAACCAAGGAGGGCCUACAGCAGCACCAAGAUCUUCUGCACAGAUUCUGUCGGACCAGGGCAUUAGAACAGUCUGCAGCACCCGGCCUCACCCUACUAGAAUCUGAAGUCUACUGUUUGCUGAUGAACUAGCGGUUCUGUCUCCAACCUUCAGCCUUCAGCAGAACCAAGAUCAAUCAGUCAAACAAAAAUAACUGUGUUACAAAAAAGGUCCAGUUGCCAAACCAAAUCAAAUCUUAUUGGUCACAUACACAUGGUCAGCAGAUGUUAAUGCGAGUGUAGCGAAAUGCUUGUGCUUCUAGUUCCGACCGUGCAGUAAUAUCUAACAAGUAAUCUAAUUUAACAAUUUCACAACAACUGCCUUAUACACACACAAGUGUAAAGGAAUGAAUAAGAAUAUGUACAUAAAAAUAUAUGAAUGAGCGAUGGCCGAACGGCAUAGGCAAGAUGCAGUAGAUGGUAUAGAGUACAGUAUAUACAUAUGAGAUGAGUAAUGUAGGGUAUGUAAACAAUAUAUAAAGUGGCAUUGUUUAAAGUGACACAUUUAUUACAUCAAUUUUUCAUUAUUAAAGUGGCUGGAGAUGAGUCAGUGUGUUGGCAGCAGCCACUCAAUGUUAGUGAUGGCUGUUUAUCAGUCUGAUGGCCUUGAGAUAGAAGCUGUUUUUCAAUCUCUUGGUCCCAGCUUUGACGCACCUGUACUGACCUCGCCUUCUGGAUGAUAGCGGGGAGAACAGGCAGUGGCUCAGGUGGUUGUUGUCCUUGAUGAUCUUUUGGGCCUUCCUGUGACAUCGGGUGGUGUUGGUGUCCUGGAGGGUAGGCCGUUUGCCCCCUGUGACAUCGGGUGGUGUAGGUGAGAGCAUCCUUGCAGUGCAGGUAGUUUGCCCCCGGUGAUGCGUUGUGCAGACCUCACUACCCUCUGGAGAGCCUUGCGGUUGUGGGCGGAGCAGUCGCCGUACCAGGCGGUGAUACAGCACGACAGGAUGCUCUCAAUUGUGCAUCUGUAAAAGUUUGUGAGUGUUUUUGGUGACAAGCCAAAUUUCUUCAGCCUCCUGAGGUUGAAGAGGCGCUGCUGCGCCUUCUUCACCACGCUGUCUGUGUGGGUGGACCAAUUCAGUUUGUCUGUGAUGUAUACGCAGAGGAACUUAAAACUUUCCACCUUCUCCACUACUGUCCCGUCGAUGUGGAUAGGGCGCUGCUCCCUCUGCUGUUUCCUGAAGUCCACAAUCAUCUCCUUUGUUUUGUUGACAUUGAGUGUGAGGUUAUUUUCCUGACACCACACUCUGAGGGCCCUCACCUCCUCCCUGUAGGCCGUCUCGUCGUUGUUGGUAAUCAAGCCUACCACUGUAGAGUCGUCUGCAAACUUGAUGAUUGAGUUGGAGGCGUGCAUGGCCACGCAGUCAUGGGUAAACAGGGAGUACAGGAGAGGGCUGAGAACGCACCCUUGUGGGGCCCCAGUGUUGAGAAUUAGCGGGGUGGAGAUGUUGUUACUUACCUUCACCACCUGGGGGCGACCCGUCAGGAAGUCCAGGACCCAGUUGCACAGGGUGGGGUCGAGACCCAGGGUCUCGAGUUUGAUGACGAGUUAGGAGGGUACUAUGGUGUUAAAUGCUGAGCUGUAGUCGACGAACAGCAUUCUCACAUAGGUAUUCCAGGACAACAAAUACAAAUUCCAUCUAGAUACCGUUGCCCUAGAGCACACAUAAAACCAUACCUACAGUGGCCUUGUGAAAGAAUUGAAGUAUUGAUUUGAUUUUUGGGGGGUGUGUAUCAUUUGAUUUACACAACAUGCCUACCACUUUGAAGAUGCAAAAUAUUUUUUGUGAAACAAAAAUACAGAAAACCUGAGCGUGCAUAACUAUUCACCCCCCUUAAGUCAAUACUUUGUAGAGCCACCUUUUGCAGCAAUUACAGCUGCAAGUCUCUUGGGGUAUGUCUCUAUAAGCUUGGUACAUCUAGCCACUGGGAUUUUUGCCCAUUCUUCAAGGCAAAACUGCUCCAGCUCCUUCAAGUUGGCUGGGUUCUGCUGUUGUACAGCAAUCUUUGUCAUACCACAGAUUCUCAAUUGGAUUGAGGUCUGGGCUUUGACUAGGCCAUUCCAAAACAUUUAAAUGUUUCCCCUUAAACCACGUGAGUGUUGCUUUAGCAGUAUACUUAGGGUCAUUGACCUGCUGGAAGGUGAACCUCUGUCUCAGUCUCAAAUCUCUGGAAGACUGAAACAGGUUUCCCUCAAGACUUUCCCUGUAUUUAGUGUCAUCCAUCAUUCUUUCAAUUGUGACCGGUUUCCCAGUCCCUGCCGGGAUAGUGUUUCCGGGGUGAUCAGAUGUGUUGGGUUUGCGCCAGAUAUAGCAUUUUCCUUGAUGGCCAAAAAGCUAAAUUUUAGUCUCAUCUGACCAGAAUACCAUCUUCCAUAUGUUUGGGGAGUCUCCCACAUGUCUCUUGGCAAACACCAAACGUGUUAGCUUAUUUUGUUUUAAAGUGGUCCUAUGGACAGAUACUCCAAUCUCUGCUGUGGAGCUUUGCAGCUCCUUCAGGGUUAUCUUCGGUCUCUUUGUUGCCUCUCUGAUUAAUACCCUCCUUGCCUGGUCCGUGAGUUUUGGUGGGCGGCCUUCUUGGCAGGUUUGUUUUGUUGUGGUGCCAUAUUUAAAAAAUAAUAAUAAUAAUGGUGCUCCUGACGUUUCAGAUAUUUUUUUAUAACCCUGAUCGGUACUUCUCUACAACUUUGUCCCCGGCAUGUAUGGAGAGCUCCUUGGUCUUCACGGUGCCCCUUGCUGAGUGGUGUUGCAGACUCGGGGGCCUUUCAGAACAGGUGUAUAUGUACUCAGAUCAUGUGACAAAUCAUGGGACACUCAGAUUGCACACAGGGUGAAUACAUAUGCAUGCACCACUUUCCCAGUUUUUAAUAUAUAUAUAAUAAUAAUAUAUUUUUUUAUUUUUAUAAGUCAUUUUUUUUCCAUUUCCCUUCACCAAUUUGGACUAUUUUGUGCAUGUCAUUACAUGAAAUCAAAAUAAAAUUCCAUUUAAAUUACAGGUUGUAAUGCAACAAAAUAGGAAAAACGCCAUGCGAUGAAUAGUUUUGCAACGCACUGUACCUUGACCUAAACAUCAGUACCACAACUUCCACAAAUCUGUGAACGAGCUGAGAGACAAGGCAAGAAGAGCCGUCUACGCCAUCAAAAGGAACAUCAAAUUAGACAUACCAAUUAGGAUCUGGCUAAAAAUACUUGAAUCAGUCAUAGAACCCAUUGGCCUUUACGGUUGUGAGGUCUGGGGUCCCAUGCCAACCAUAAUUCACAAAAUUAAGACUCUGCAUGCAGAAUUCUGCAAAAACAUCCUCAGUGUACAACAUAAAACAACAAAUAAUGCAUGCAGAGCAGAAUUAGGCCAAUUCCCGCUAAUUAUCAAAAUCCAGAAAAGAGCUGUUAAAUUCAUACGCAGUGAGUCAGGAAUCAGAGAGAGCGGUAAAUAACAAGACACAGCAGAUGAACCAACCAUGAGUAGCGUACUGAAUGUGAAAACAAACCAAUAUUGUCUGAUGACUGAGGCUACUGAGGGCUAAAUAAAGGGAAGGUAAUCAAGGUGAUGAUAAAGUCCAGGUGUGUGUAAUGAUGGGGAGCAGGUGUGCGUAAUGACGGUUGCCAGGACCGGUGCCAUCAAAUGCUGGAGAGGGAAAGAGAGAGGGCGUGACAAUUCUACGACCACCUAAAAGGAAGCGAUUCCCAGACAUUCCAUAACAAAGCCAUUACAUCCAGAGAGAUGAACCUCGAGGAGAGUCCCCUAAACUAGCUGGUCCUGGGGCUCUGUUCACAAACACAAAUAGACCCCACAGAGCCCCAAGACAGCAACACAAUUAGACCCAACCAAAUCAUGAGAAGAAAUAUAUGAUUACUUGAUACAAUGGAAAGAAUUUACCAAAAAAUAGAGCGAACUGGAAUGCUAUUUUCCCCUAAACCGAUUAAGUGGCAGAAUACUUGCCCGCUGUUGCUGACUCAAAAUGAAGGAACGCUUUGACUAUGUACAGACUCAGUGAGCAUAGCCUUGCUAUUGAGAAAGGCCGCCGUGCCUCUCAAGAGAAGACAGGCUAUGUGUACACUGCCCACGAAAUGAAGUGGAAACUGAGCUGCACUUCUUAACCUUCUGCCAAAUGUAUGCCCAUAUUAGAGACACAUUUUUCCCACAGACCUAGAAGGAAUUCCAAAACAAAUCCAGUUCUAUUGGGUGAAAUACCACAGUGUGCCAUAACAGCAGCAAUAUUUGUGACCGGUUGUCACAAGAAAAGGGAAACCAGUGAAGAACAAACACCAUUGUAAAUACAACCCUUUUUGUAUUUUAACUAUUUGCACAUCAUUGCAACACUAUAUAUAGACCAUUUAUGCCAUUUACAUUUCUUUAUUAUUUUGGAACUUGUGUGAGUGUAAAAUGUUCUGUUCACUUUUUGUUUAUUUCACUUUUGUUUAUUCAUUUCACUUGCUUUGGCAAAGUAAACAAAUGUUUUCCAUGCCAUUAAAGCCCCUUGAAUUGAAA
Messenger RNA from Oncorhynchus keta (chum salmon), 10924 nucleotides. RefSeq names its product histone-lysine N-methyltransferase 2D-like. The record is from RefSeq and is a predicted model, not a curated record. Lineage: Eukaryota; Metazoa; Chordata; Actinopteri; Salmoniformes; Salmonidae. The transcript has 2 exons. The coding region runs from base 3297 to 5639 and encodes 780 amino acids.